This is a messenger RNA of Archocentrus centrarchus (flier cichlid), 2788 nucleotides long. It is a transcript of the gene dpp10, whose product is annotated as dipeptidyl peptidase like 10. Gene Ontology annotation, molecular function: potassium channel regulator activity; serine-type peptidase activity. The record is from RefSeq and is a predicted model, not a curated record. Gene Ontology annotation, biological process: proteolysis; regulation of potassium ion transmembrane transport. Lineage: Eukaryota; Metazoa; Chordata; Actinopteri; Cichliformes; Cichlidae. The transcript has 26 exons. The coding region runs from base 1 to 2391 and encodes 796 amino acids. Gene Ontology annotation, cellular component: plasma membrane; voltage-gated potassium channel complex.
AUGAACCAAACCGCCACCGUAUCGCAUCAAGUGAAAUGCCAGUCUACAAAGACCAUCAAGGACCUGGGUGGAGUGAGUCCUCCUCAGAGGAACUGGAAGGGCAUUGCCAUCGCUCUGCUGGUCAUCCUGGUGGUCUGCUCCCUCAUCACCAUGUCUGUCAUCCUCCUCACACCAGCUGAUAACCAAGCUGGAAGUGACACUAAACUGCUUGUGGAGGAUUUGUUCAAACCUGAGUUCAAAGUCCACGACCCGGAGGCCCAGUGGAUCAAUGACUCUGAAGUCAUCUACAGGAACAGCGACGGCCACGUCAUCAAGUUCAACAUCCUCACGAAUGAAACUGAGAUCGUCCUGACAAACACCACAUUCAUUAACUUCAACGUGGCGAAGUAUGCCGUCUCCCCUGACUUGAAAUAUGUGCUCUUUGCGUACGAUGUGAAACCGGUUUUCCGCCGCUCCUACAUGGCCUCCUACAGCAUUUACAACAUUCACACUCGGGAGGUUUGGGAGCUGGACCCUCCGGAGGUGGUGAACUCGGUUCUGCAGUACGCGGCCUGGGGGGUGCAGGGCCAACAGCUGAUCUACAUAUUUGAAAACAACAUCUACUACCAGUCGGAUGUCAAGAGUAACUCCCUCAGGCUAACAUCCUCAGGGAAGGAAGGGGUCAUCUUCAAUGGGAUUGCUGACUGGCUCUAUGAAGAGGAGAUCCUCCAGACCCAUGUGGCUCACUGGUGGUCUCCUGAUGGAGAAAGGUUGGCUUUCCUGGUUCUCAAUGACACUCUGGUGCCCAACAUGGCUUUACCUCGCUUCACUGGCGUGACAUACCCAAAAGGAAGGCAGUACCCCUACCCAAAGGCUGGUCAACCCAACCCAGCGGUGAAGCUCUAUGUAGUCAACCUUUACGGGCCGACGCACACGCUGGAGCUCAUGCCUCCAGAGACACUCAAGUUACGGGAACAUUAUGUGACAAUGGUGAAGUGGAUCAGCAAGACCAGGACGUCUGUCAGAUGGUUAAACCGGGCCCAGAACAUCUCCAUUCUGACUGUGUGUGACACCACCACCGGAGCCUGUGCCACGAGACAUGAAGAAAGCUCCGAGCUCUGGCUUUCCAAGCAGAACCAAGAGCCUGUGUUUUCCAAAGAUGGCAACAGAUUCUUCCUCACAGUGCCGGUCAAACAAGGAGGUCGUGGCGAGUUUCAUCACAUCGCCAUGUUCACUACGCAGUUCAGAGCGGAUCAAAAUGAAGUCCGGCAUCUAACAUCGGGAAAUUGGGAGGUGACCAGGAUCAUUUCCUACGACGAAGACACCGAUAACCUUUAUUUUCUCAGCACUGAGGGUUCACCACGGAGACGGCAGCUUUUCAGUGUUAAAACUGUGGGUCUGUUCCCUCGACGGUGUUUAACAUGUGAGCUAAAUAAAGCCCACUGUCUGUACUUCGACGCUGACAUCAGCCCCACGAACCAGCACGUUAUCCUGCACUGCAAAGGUCCCGGAGCGCCUACUGUGAUCCUACACAGUCUCAAUAAUUCAAAUUACUACAUCCUUGAGAACAACUCUUUGCUGAAGGCAGCCUUGAAGUACAAAAGGAUCCAGCUGACAGACUUCAGAACUGUUUCGAUGGAGCACUUUGAUCUACCUUUGAAGAUUUCAUACCCACCAGACUUCUCUGAUUCCCGUCACUACGGACUUCUGUUGGUCGUUGACAGCGCCCCUGGAGGUCAGGCUGUGAGUGACCGUUUCUCUCUCAGCUGGGACUCUGUCCUGGUCAGUGCUGACAGUGUCAUCGUGGCCCGCCUGGACGGCCGGGGCAGCGGCUUCCAGGGUCAGAGGAUCCUACACGAGGUCCACCAGAGACUGGGAACCGUUGAUGUUCAGGACCAGAUUGCAGCAGUGGAAUACAUGAUGAAGUUUCCGUACAUUGACCGGACACGGAUAGCAGUGUUUGGAAAGGGAUACGGAGCCUACAUAACAUUAAUGAUGCUCAAGUCUACUGACAGCCUGUUCAAAUGUGCGUGCGCCAUGUCACCAGUGACCGACUGGAAACUCUAUGCAUCAGCGUUCUCUGAGCGAUACCUCGGCAUGCCGUUACGGGAUGACAGCAGAUAUCAGUUUUCCAGCGUGCUGCAGAACGUUCAGGCUCUUAGGGAGCAGACGCUGAUGCUGGUGCACGGCACAGCAGAUGCCAAUAUCCACUUUCAGCACACCGCUGAGCUCGUCAAGAACCUGGUGAAAGUUGGAGCAAACUACUCGAUGCAGAUCUACCCAGAUGAGGGGCAUUUCCUGUCUCAGCAGAGCCACCAGCACCUCUAUGCCACACUGACCAGUUUCUACAGGGAGUGUCUGAAGGAGGAGUUGCUACCGCUGCCCGAUGAAGAGGAGGAAGAGGAGGAGUAGGCAAGGGGCUUUGGUGGUCAGACCUUUGGCAGAGCUUGAAGAAUUUUGCUAAAAUCCGUCAAGGCCUUUCGUGUUUGGACCAAGUGUUUAGCAGAAAUAGACACUGGGGUAGAGCUGCUGAUGCUCCCAAGGUGUGUGUGUGUGUGUGUGUGUGUGUGUGUGCGCGUGUGUGUGUGAGCACUCCAGUGUGUGUCUGUGUAUGUAUAAAUGUGAUGAAAAAGAUAGCUAAAGGACACGACGAGUGACACUCGCAUUGCCGGGACUUGAGGCGCGAACUGCCGUCUAGCAUAAAGUCAUUUAAAUUUUGGGACGCUCAGUUUCUCGGCAAAGCACACAGAAGAUCUUCUGCAGGCUCUCCGGGCUGCAGUCAUCCACACUUAACCAAGUGCAUGGUUCU